Messenger RNA from Cherax quadricarinatus, 2336 nucleotides. Lineage: Eukaryota; Metazoa; Arthropoda; Malacostraca; Decapoda; Parastacidae. The record is from RefSeq and is a predicted model, not a curated record.
UCGGAGGUGCUCUGUCGUGGGUGCCAGCGCUGGUGUCAUGUUGCCCCGCCGCUCACUGGCAGUGCCCAGGCACUCCCCUGGCUGCCCUCGCUGACACUCACUCCUGCUGGCACUGGUGACAGCUGGUGGUGAGUGCCACCAUGGCUAGUUACUCUAGCUACAUGUACAACUGCCUCACUACUGACAGCUAUGAGAACAUUCCCAGAGUACGUGUCGAGUACUAUGUCAAUGAGAAUACCUUCAAGGAGAGACUCCACUUGUAUUUCGUCAAAAACCAGCGCUCAAGUCUUAGGAUACGGAUCUUCAACCUGCUGAUCAAGUUAUUGACUUGUGUACUUUACAUAGUGCGGGUGUUUAUAGAUGAUGACCCAGUCCGUGCUAACUGCUAUGAGUGCCAGGAAAGCACGGAGGCGGUGACGUUCUUCCUGGAGUACGGGAACAAGACAGAUGAACAGUUCCAAGAAAAGCCAAUCAUCAACUGGCAAGCGGUGCUAUGGGUCAACAGGACUCUGCCUCUCUGGGCCAUCCAGGUGGCUGUGGCUCUUGUGUCUCUCUCCGAGGCUCUACUGUUGGCUUACUUAAGUUAUAAGGGCAACAUAUGGCAGACUCUUAGGUCGUUCCACUUCCUUCUGGAGCUGAUCAACACUAUUCCUUUCAUACUGACAAUAUGUUGGUCACCACUCAGGAACCUCUUCGUACCAGUGUUCCUCAACUGCUGGCUCGCCAAACAUGCGCUCGAGAAUAUGUUCAACGACCUCCACCGUGCUAUGCAGCGCUCACAGUCUGCCCUCAGCCAGCAGCUUAUGAUCCUCUCAGCCACCUUCAUGUGUCUUGUAUUUACCAGCGUGUGUGGCAUCCAGCACUUCCAGCGAGCCGGCCACCGGCACCUCAACUUGUUCCAGGCGGUGUACUACGUUAUCGUCACCUUCUCCACGGUGGGUUACGGUGACUUUGUGCCGGACAUCUGGCCCUCACAACUCUUUAUGGUUAUCAUGAUCUGCGUGGCACUCAUCGUUCUUCCAACUCAGUUCGAGCAGCUGGCGUUCACCUGGAUGGAGAGGAAAAAACUGGGAGGAACGUACUCAGCACACAGAGCGCAGAGUGAACGUCACGUUGUGGUGUGUUCGACCAACCUUCAAGCUGACACUAUCAUGGACUUCCUUAACGAGUUCUACGCCCAUCCUCAUUUACAGGAUUACUUCGUGGUGCUCUUAUCGCCGAUGGAGCUGGACCCAACGAUGAAAAUGAUCCUGCAGGUACCAAUGUGGGCCCAGCGAGUCAUAUACAUCCAGGGUUCCUGUCUGAAAGACGGAGACCUCACCCGCGCCAGGAUGAGUGAGGCUGAGGCUUGCUUCAUACUAGCCGCAAGACACUAUCCUGACAAGACCGCAGCCGAUGAACAUACCAUCCUACGGUCGUGGGCGGUGAAGGACUUCGCUCCCAACGUGCCUCAGUACGUGCAGGUGUUCAGACCGGAGAACAAAUUGCACGUUAAGUUCGCGGAACACGUCGUAUGUGAGGACGAGUUCAAGUACGCCCUGUUGGCCAACAAUUGUAUGAGCCCUGGCAUCUCUACACUAGUUACCCUACUGCUGCACACUUCCCGUGGACAGGAAGGGCAGGCGUCACAGGAGGACUGGCAUCGCCUGUAUGGGAAGUGUUCCGGCAACGAGAUCUACCACAUCAAACUGUGCGACUCCCGCUUCUUCGGGGAGUACGAAGGGAAGAGCUUCACCUACGCCAGCUUCCACUCCCACAGGAAGUAUGGCGUGGCUUUGGUAGGGGUGAGACCCGCUGAACUGCCAGAGUUCUACGAGGACACCAUACUGCUGAACCCCGGCCCCAGACACAUCAUGAAAAAGACAGAUAUGUGCUUCUACAUGAGCAUUACCAAAGAAGAAAACAGUGCCUUUGUAGUGGGAACCAACACCAGCACCACGCAGGAGACCGUCGACUCCUCCUCCAAGGACCCGGAGAAAGGCAACUUGGAGAGGAGUGAGGCGCAGGAUCCCACACCCAAGCCGAGAUCAGUCUCUGUCAACGAACUUCAGAAGAAGUUGGAGGAGGAGGUGGACCGCAGAAGGGAGAAGUGGGAGGAGGAACAAGGAAGACACAUCUCUGGAGAGGAAGCUCUCAUGUCGUCUACCAGGAGGAACCUCAUCCAGCAAGAAGGGGAGGGCUCGGUGGCAGAGAUGAAGAAAGCAUUCCCUCGUCACAAGCUGGAGAGAGAGGAUACCACCAAGUCUAACAGUCCCUCCCUUAGCGGGGGUAACUUCCUCGAUGUUCCUCGUUCAGACACCCUCGUUAGCGUCUCCGACAAGCGUCCAGAGGUCUGA